AUAUAUGCUAAUGACCAUUUCCGCCAUCUUGUUUCCUGUCUGCAAGUUGGAGGAGUUCACCCGCCGGCCACGUAAGCUGAAAUAAUCUCUUCUGCUGGGCUCACAAAACCCCUCUAAACUCAGCCAACAUGCGAAGAACUUAGUGAGAAUCAGACAGGACUCUUAGCGAGAGAUUUCCUCGCCGUAUUGUCUUAACUCUGGCGAUUCGUAAGGAGGUUGGUCUAUGCGAAAACAACUGGCAAGAGAACCCAAUGUGUAGUGCGACAACCGCAACUUCGUAAGUGUAUGGGCGGGAGUCUUCAAGUUUGUCAACUUGUUAUGAGCGGAACACUUUGUUGGGAAACAUUCUGCAAGACGUCUCGUGAAUCAGAACGUAGGUGUCCGAGAACUGGGUCCCUGGCUGGAGAAUUAUUCUGGCUUUGCCGAACAACGUGUGGGCUCGAUCCCAGCAAAACGUAAUCCAGCGGGCCGCCCAGAAUUUCUCUUCCGGAUUUGAGAGAUCCCAUUUUUACGAGACAGAAAUUGCGAGAAGUGAGGGCGUUUCUAGGAAGUCUGGGAAUCGUCAAACUGUACCUUGUCGUCUCAGUAUUUAUACGCGAUGGAGGCCCAGCCGUGCGUACUGUAAGAGUGACGGGAGGGUGAGUUGUUGUACCGAGCCCACCCUCAGCUCUCCGCGGGGCAUUCGAGCUUUCUCACCGCAAACUUUCUCUCAACGUUUCCGGUAGCAAACGGGCGGCUGUUCUCCUACAAACGUCACAGUUACUUUUGGUUAUCUCAGUAUUCGGGAAAGAAAUAUCAAAAUGGCUCGAAGAUUAGCUUACUGUAAGGUGAUUGUGGCCACGUCGAUGGUUUGGUUCAUGCUGGACGUGAUGUUGAUACUGUAUUACUCCGAGUGCGACACUCAGUGUGAAAAAGGAAAACCUGGACCAGGACCCAUCAAGAAAGGCAUCAACAGCAUCCUCAGUGUCGCCAAGAGCAGUGUCCCUGACGGCCCAGGAGAGAUGGGGAAGGCUGUGGUCAUUCCUAAGGAAAAAGAAAAGGAGAAAAAUGAGAAGUUCAAGAUCAACCAGUUUAACUUGAUGGCCUGUGAGAUGAUUGCUCUAAACAGGACCCUACCUGAUGUCAGGAUGGAAGGGUGUAAGAGUAAGACGUACGCUAAGGAGCUGCCUCGGAUGAGUGUGGUGAUCGUGUUUCACAACGAGGCGUGGUGCACACUGCUGCGAUCAGUCAACAGCAUCAUCAACAGAACACCACGCCCUUAUUUGGAGGAGAUCAUUCUUGUAGAUGAUGCCAGUGAAAGAGAACAUUUAGGGUCUCAGCUGGAGAGAGGGUUGAGAAGAGUGACCAGAGAGACAGGUGUACCUGUGAAGCUGGAGAGGAUGGGGAAGAGAUCUGGGCUCAUCAGGGCCAGACUGAGGGGGUCGGGUGCGGCCAAGGGCCCCGUCAUCACCUUCCUGGACGCUCAUAUUGAGUGCACAGAGGGUUGGGCGGAGCCUCUGUUGACAAGGAUAGCGGAAGACAGGACCACAGUUGUGUGUCCCAUCAUUGAUGUGAUCAGUGAUGACACGUUUGAGUACAUGGCCGGGUCAGACAUGACAUACGGAGGCUUCAACUGGAAGCUGAACUUCAGGUGGUACCCAGUACCACAGCGGGAGAUGGACCGCAGGGGAGGGGACAGGACAAUGCCUCUCAGAACUCCCACCAUGGCUGGAGGUCUGUUUGCCAUUGACAAGAGUUAUUUUGAAGAGAUCGGCACGUACGACUCGGGCAUGGAUAUCUGGGGAGGGGAAAAUCUGGAGAUCUCAUUCAGAAUAUGGCAGUGUGGCGGGACCCUAGAGAUCGUGACGUGUUCACAUGUGGGCCACGUGUUCAGGAAGGCCACACCCUACACCUUCCCCGGGGGGACGGGACAGAUCAUCAACAAGAACAACCGGAGACUAGCGGAGGUCUGGAUGGACAACUUCAAGGACUUCUUCUACAUCAUUUCUCCAGGAGUUACAAAGGUGGACUAUGGAGAUGUGACCGGGAGGAAGGAGCUGAGAGACAAGCUGAACUGUAAACCCUUCAAGUGGUACCUGGAGAACAUCUACCCAGACUCCCAGAUCCCCACUUCAUAUCACUCAUUAGGAGAGAUUCGCAAUGUUGACAGUAAUCAGUGUAUUGACAACAUGGCGAGGAAAGAGAAUGAGAAAGUUGGCAUUUUCAGCUGCCAUGGCAUGGGCGGGAACCAGAUUGUAACAGACGUAAAGUCCACCCAGGUGUUCUCCUAUACUAAAGAGAAAGAGCUGAGAACAGAUGACCUGUGCCUUGAUGUGUCCAAACCUGGAGGACCUGUCAUGCUCUUCAAGUGCCAUCAUCUGGGCGGCAACCAACUCUGGGAAUAUGAUGAAAAAAUCCAGCUCCUGAAGCAUGUGAACAGUAACCAGUGUCUGGACAAGCCCCACAGCGGGUCGCCCCAGGAGCCGUCUAUGCAGCCGUGUGAUCCGGGAAAGUCUUCACAGCACUGGCAGCUCACCAACGUGCACCUCCCCAGUCACAACAGGAGAUAGGAUCACACCAUACUACUCAGUCUCAGCCAUCUCCCUGCUGUUGGUAUCAAAUGUGUAGUUGUGUCAUGGUGAGAAGCAGAGAGAAGUUCACUACAGGACCAUUCUGUUCCUGGGGCAGUUUUCUUUUCAUUUGUAUCAAAUUUGUGCUGGACAUGAGGUUAGACAUCAGAAAGAAGAUUAAUUUUCCACCAGAAAUAAGUGAUCAUCAAUGUUUUGACUACCGCAUUGAAAACUAAUUUGUACUGUAUUGAAAAAGACUUGUUUGAUUUUUGUUCAUCCCAAUGUUGAGGGAUGUACAAUGAGCCUCUCAAGAAUGUGACUAUAGAGAACAUUAUUUGUGCAUCUCUGGUUAAACAAGUGGACAUACAGGGAACAGGUUUUGGUUUGAGUGGGAACCAAGCCAUUUCAGACUGUGCAGUACACGUUAUCAAACAUUUCCAUAGCUUUAGCAUAAUGUAUGAAUGAUCAGUAUCUGUGGAUAUGUAGACUGGGGAUGUGUACCUAAACAUACAUGUAACAUCAGGUACAGGAAUUGGUUCCAGAGGUUCAGGUACAGGUCCGGACCUAUACCUGAACUAUUUAACAAAGCGACAUGUGCUCUUCAAUACUGACAGAUUAUUAAUUCAAAACUGUUGACAACUUGACACAGAACUAUCUUGUGCCCUAGGUCUUUCCGGAAGAUAUUCAUAUCAAAGAUUUGAUAUCAUUUUUCAAAUUUGUCUUUACCAGUGCUAAAUUUCCAGCUUUGUGGUAAGACUUACUGGUCUUUCCCACAUUUUAAUCAAAUACUUAGUGUGAACGGUACGGUAUCUGAAAAACAAGACCUGGUAUUUUGGACUGGUACAAAGUAAUGGUACACAUCCCUCUUGUAGACUUACACAUGUACCUUCAUACAGUUCUGUGUGAACUUUUAAGGUUAUUUUGAAUGUCCGUUGGGACAUGUGGGAACUACAUGUUCUGUACAUAACUCUGGCUACAUGUACGUAUUGUAAGAUUCAAUCCCAUUUGAAAUCUUUAAGAGUAAUAUAGAAACAAAGGUAUUACUUGUUAAAAGGAAUGUAUAGUA
This is a messenger RNA of Branchiostoma floridae (Florida lancelet), 3615 nucleotides long. Its product is annotated as polypeptide N-acetylgalactosaminyltransferase 13-like. Bases 801 to 2549 code for a protein of 582 amino acids. The transcript has 12 exons. Gene Ontology annotation, cellular component: Golgi apparatus. NCBI's taxonomy places the organism in Eukaryota, Metazoa, Chordata, Leptocardii, Amphioxiformes, Branchiostomatidae. The record is from RefSeq and is a predicted model, not a curated record.